Molecule: messenger RNA, 2649 nt
Organism: Fonsecaea multimorphosa CBS 102226
Lineage: Eukaryota; Fungi; Ascomycota; Eurotiomycetes; Chaetothyriales; Herpotrichiellaceae
Exons: 1
Coding region: 1-2649 (882 amino acids)
Source: RefSeq, a predicted model, not a curated record
AUGGGCUUUUGGCCAUUUGGUGGAGGCAAAAAAGGCCGAGCGACCCAAGCCGAAGACCAAGGGCGAAACUCCCUACUGGAGAAAACACGGACAGAUCUUCGCGCCAGAAGAAACACAAGCUCUUCCCAAGAAUUUGUGACCAUGGGCCGGACAGCGAGUCAACGCGGUCAAGACGAGAAGCCUCGAAGGCUUUCAAAACAGCGGCUUCCUUCUCACCCCGAAAAUGUCCCCCGUGCCUCAACCUUACCCAUGAGCGUGCCCGGACCGGAGUCACUCGGCUACAAAAAGGGCUCGUACGGGGGCUUUCAGAGUACUGAUAUCUAUUCACACAAUCCAAUGUCACAGACAAGCAUCGGCCCUGAAGAAUUCACGGCACUGCCGCAGGCUCCCACGCUGCUGGCUAAGCGUCCAGGCUACGACCCGACACUCCAUCGGAGAAAGUCAAGUAAGAGAAAGGCUGAGGACUAUGCUCGUGAGAGGGAGGUGCGCGCCAUGAGCUCGCCGAUCCAGAUUUUGAAGCGGCCCUCCACGUAUUCCGGAUCUGGACCACUUCGGCGAGACACCAAACAGAUUCCGGGCGAUCUCAACAGAAGACUGCAACGACCGACGUCAGAAGUGUCUCUGCCGUUACCGGAAACAAUACAAGAGUCUGAGGAUCUUUCUAACCAAGCUUCCUUUAAGAUUGGGAUCCUAGCAGCAUUGAGCCCCAGGCCCACGCUUACAUACGUGGCGAGCCCUCGGCCUUCAGCUGGAAAGCAACCUGCAAGAGUGAAGCCUUCAGUCCAGCAAGCUAUAGAAGAGGAGGACCCUUCGUCGAAGAAAAGGAUAAACGAGCUAGCAGACGAGCUCGACGCAGGAGGAUUGAGAGAGUUGAUGGAGAGAGAUCGAAGACGCAAGGAAAGGAAAAAGGAGGCUGACCGUGCUCGGUUGGAGAGAAAGCUCCAGCGCAAGGCCGAUAGGCAACGCGAGGAGGAAAUGCGUGGACGCCGAGCUAAUGACGCCUCAGGUGACCUGACUGUCCCAGGUCAAGACACUGAAAGAAGAGGUCGAGCGCUGUUCGGCAAUGUUGGAGAAUCAUCGCACACCGCUGUUGCACGGAGGCCCCCAAGUCCUGAACACCAAGCGACUAACCCAUUUGCUGAUCCGGGAAGCUCGCAGGCUAUGCCGGUCCAACACAUUAGAAACCCGUUUGAAGACGAGAAAGAUAUCGACCCCACACAAGAAUCAUUCCUGCAUGAGGGGGAUGAAGAGGAAGAAGGACCACCGGUGCCAGUCAGAUCGCCUCUCCGAACGGUUCCUGCGGCUCAGGUUAGGACGGAGGAGAAAGCAUCUCAGGCAGUGACAAUCUCCCCUCCCAUUUCUCCAGCCCAAGGGCCUGUUGACCGCCAAAGCCUCUCUCAAACGAGCGGGCUUGCCCGUGAAAUCACACCGGACAUUCCAGAAUAUGGAUCGCUUGAUCGACGCGCUUCGGACCAGAGCAACCAACAGCUCAGCUCUUGGACCAGCUUUUUCAGGCGUGGAGGGAGACGGAAAGCCAGUAACGUUGAGCGUGGUCGAAGCACGCCGUCCGAGUUCUCGAACACGUCACGCGAGUCGUUUGCUGCUCGAAAGCAACAGCCCCCACCUGUGAUGGUCCCGCGAACAUUUCGAAGAUCUGACUCCUCUUCGGUUCCGCAAAGAACCAUGUCCAAAUUCCGUGAAGAUCUGCCUGAACUUCCCAUCUCCCCUCCAGAUUCUCGUGUUCAGUCUCCGGAAGUGAUGACUAGCCCGCAAGCCGGCCAGGCAUCUCGACAACCACGACACUCACUGUCGGGAACUUUGGACAAUCGGAGUCUUGCCACCAGUUCGAGUAAUGCAGCGUUGGAUCGCGGGGCAACUGAAGGUCGCCACCCUCAAGGUGUUGACAUUGAGAUGGGCGGGACCACCUCAGGGCAUGGCAUGUCCCAGUCACUGGCGUCAGUUGACUCGGAAGGAUCUUGGUUGUCAGGCAAGCCUCCCAAGAGGCUUUCAGGUGGCAUGAGUCACCCGCUUCGACAAAGCCAGUCCUCAAUCCCACCCCAAUCCAUUCCUGGUUCUUUCGAACCAGAGGACGAUGACCUCGCAAACGACGAAUACCUAAACAAGCUGUCCCCGGGGCCAAGUGGGCGGCGGGAUUCGGCCGCUUCGGCGGGGCGCAGAGCAAGUAGUAACGUCAUCGAUCUAGAGCGGGAACGCCAGCAAAGCCCCGUUCCCGAUCUCCCUCAAACCUCAGCAGCUCAAGGUGAAGAUGAGAAAUGGCACGCUGGGGUCGCGCGACAAGCUACCGUGAUUCGGCAGCCUCAUCGAGCACGUUCGAAGGAAGGGCUGUUGAAGGAGACGGGCAAGGACGACUUGGGCGCAUCUCGAAGAGCUAGCACGGAUGUGGAGGAUGAGGGUGAACUUGUAGAAGGCGAACCCGCUGGAACGGAUCUACAAGAAACCACGCUCCUACGCGCCAGAAGUGUGGACUACAAAGGCCACGCGAAGCAUAUCAGUGCCGGCAGCGCGCGGCUGCUGGACAUUCGGCGAUCUUCGACACAGUCGGAAAGCGCUCCACGAAGUGGCAGCCUUCCUCAAAUUGUCCCACCAGCCCAGCGGGAACAGCAGCCCAUCGUACCACCGACCGAGUGA